Messenger RNA from Dermochelys coriacea (leatherback sea turtle), 3337 nucleotides. RefSeq names its product ubiquitin conjugating enzyme E2 Z (gene UBE2Z). The record is from RefSeq and is a predicted model, not a curated record. Gene Ontology annotation, cellular component: nucleus. Gene Ontology annotation, biological process: negative regulation of apoptotic process. Bases 156 to 1250 code for a protein of 364 amino acids. Gene Ontology annotation, molecular function: cysteine-type endopeptidase inhibitor activity; ubiquitin conjugating enzyme activity. The transcript has 7 exons. Lineage: Eukaryota; Metazoa; Chordata; Testudines; Dermochelyidae.
CGCCGCGCUCGCGGCGGCGGCAGGGCGGGGCGGGUGGACGCUCUGGCCCGGCUUCGGCGGUGGAGGAGCAGGGUGAGGGCCGCUCUGGCCGGCGGACUCGCUGGUGUGGAGUCCCGGAAGCUGCGCUCUCCCAGGCUGGGCACGGGCCGCGGAGAAUGGCGGAGAGUCCGGCAGCGGAGGAGGCGGCCGCGGCGGCGGUGCUGGCGGCCGCCGCCGCCGCGAGCGGCGGGGUCCCGGCGGGGCCCGGGGGCGGCGGAGCGGGCAGCCCCGGCGUGUUCAUCCCGGCCGAGCUGUGGGCGGCGGCCGGGUUCGGGGCGCCCCCCGCGGGGGCCGGAGCCCCCCCCGGCAGCGGCGGGGCCCCCCUGGCCGGGCUGCCCGCGGCCGCCGCCGCCGCCGCCGCCGGGGCCGCGCUGCUCACUCACUCCGCCUUCUGGGACCCCACGGCGAGCGGCGACUGGGACAGCGAGAGGCCGAGCCCGGCCUGCCUGCUGCGGAUCAAACGGGAUAUCAUGUCCAUUUAUAAGGAACCACCCCCUGGAAUGUUUGUUGUGCCUGAUCCCCAUGAUAUGACUAAGAUUCAUGCAUUGAUCACAGGCCCAUUUGACACGCCUUAUGAAGGGGGUUUCUUCUUGUUCCUGUUUCGCUGUCCUCCAGAUUAUCCCAUCCACCCACCAAGGGUCAAACUGAUGACAACAGGGAAUAACACAGUGAGGUUUAACCCCAACUUCUACCGCAAUGGGAAAGUCUGCCUGAGUAUUCUAGGCACUUGGACUGGUCCUGCUUGGAGCCCAGCACAGAGUAUCUCUUCAGUCCUCAUCUCCAUACAGUCUCUGAUGACUGAGAACCCCUAUCACAACGAACCUGGCUUUGAGCAGGAGAGGCACCCUGGGGAUAGUAAGAACUAUAACGAGUGCAUUCGGCAUGAGACUAUCCGAGUAGCCGUGUGCGACAUGCUGGAAGGAAAGUGUCCCUGUCCUGAGCCUUUACGGGGUGUUAUGGAGAAGUCUUUCAUGGAAUACUUUGACUUCUAUGAGGGUGCAUGCAAAGAGAGGCUUCACCUCCAAGGACAGACAAUGCAGGAUCCUUUUGGUGAGAAACGAGGCCACUUUGACUAUCAGUCCCUACUAAUCCGUUUGCAAGGAAUUCGGCUGAAGGUGCAAGAGAAACACCAGCAGGAGAAUGUAGAAAUAGACUCUGACAGCAGCUCCUCGGAGACGGAGACAGACACUCAAGGGAGCUCCAAGGCUUAGAGGUCUCUCUCUACGUGAGAAACCCAAUCGUGGGGAUGGUUCUGUCUUUGAACUCUAGAAUUACCCCUGACAGACUUGAGAACCAAGCCAAUCCCAGAGUGGCUAGAGCUGGAAGAGGUCUUCUGUCUCCUUUAAUGCUCUGGUGGAUACUGAACAAGAGGACUUCAUGGUAGGCAAAGCCAAGCUUGUGACAGGCUACUCUAAAAGGUACUUCCUAUGCUAGAAAGCUGGAGCAUGUGGCAUCAGGUUAUUUUGGAAACACCUACACGGGGUGGUUUUUUUUUUUUCUUUAUUGGAUUAAACCAAUGAGAUGUAGAAUGCAAGUCUGUUUUACAGCUUUUCUGUUCUUUAAUGCCCAGUAUGUGCCCUUCCCUCUGGCCAUACUGAACUCCAAAGGACCAGAGCUGUAGGAGCACUUGGGUGGAGUCCAUGAUACUAAGGGGCCCACUUGCUGCUUGCCCAGGGUUAACUUCUGUCUGGGGAGAGGUGGGGCACAGGUGCUCUGCAUAAGCCCAUCUACCUGCUGAUAUCUCUUCUAGACAGACCAAAGAUAAACAGGGUGGACUCUAGCUUUCAGAAAGAAAGCUAAUCCAGUCCCUGGGUUGCUUUUGCUGACUGGACUUUAGGUGGAAGAGGGAAAAGAGGGGGUGGGAGGGGAGAAAUGGAUGCAAGCUGUAAAAGCUUAUAAAUCAAGAGCAGAUGCUUUUACCCUGGAAACAAUGGAGAGAAAAUCACUGGGUUUCUUAAAAAAAAAAAAAAAAAAAUUGGGGAGGGAGUGUGUUUUUUUUUGUUUUUUUUUGUUAAAUCUUUGGCUCUUCUAAAUGGAAGUGCUGUUUCCUUGACUGCUGUUGUUUUGAUCCAGGACAAAUAAAAUGCUAGGAUAAGGGACAUUUAUAAGCAGGAAGCCAUCUUCAUGGAGCGAAUGUCAAUAGCAGCAGAACAUUCCCUUGCCAAACUUGACCAGUGGUAAAACUAGUUCUUAAAGCUUUAAUAGUUCUAACAGCAGUGUCUCAUUGUGAGCAAUUCAUACCUCUUGGGCAGGUGUCUGCUGGCUGUGCGUGCCAUUACAUCAAGGAUGUAUUUAAAGUAAGGGGCAUAGAGGUGAAACACACCCAGGUCAAGCAGGCAGAUAAAUAGGCCUGAUUGAUUUUACCACCACCGAACUGGGUGGUAAAGUGUUCCCCAGAUGAAGGGCUUAAUCUUGUUUUACAAGAGCACUGAUUAAAAGUUGAGCACAUACUAUGGUGCACCAACCUCCCCCACACUCCCCUCCCCCCCAAAAAAAAAUUCUCAUUGUGGCAUGGAAAGAAGCUCCAGGUCAGGUAACUGUUCUAAAGAGUCUUUUUUUGUAGAUCAAACUGCAGUUUUCAAUGUCCCACGUGUUGGUGAAUUAUUUUCAAUACAGAUUGUUUCUGUAGAAUAUCAACUAUUGUAAAUGCUUAAGUAGCUUUGAGAAGUUGAAAGAUUCCAGAAUUCAAGUUGCCAUUUAACAACUCAAUCUUUUCUUUUGAAAACAAUCACCUUGGGUCUGCCAUUGGUAUGGUUUAGAAUGGAACCCUAUCUUCUCUGAAGGGAAACUGAUGUAGGCCACACCAGAUGGAAGUAAAUAAAGCAGUUUACGUGAUAUAAGGUUUCAUGGAGGCAUAUUGGUAUGAGAAGUCUGAGCUGUGCUACUGUUUAAUCCCCUUGUAAAUUUCACAGUUUUCAUAAAUCAGUAGUAUCUCCACUCUAAAAUGGGUUAGAGCUGGGCCUCUAAUACCUUCAUAAGGCAGAUCUGGUUCAGAAAUAUGUAUGUGGUGCAUGUGGCAUUACCAUCCACACACACACAGCCUUACUGUGGACACCAUUCACCUAAGCAUGUGGCUGUAAAUGUAUUAGUUUUAUAGCACUGUUACCUGUCCUGCUGUUUCUGAAUGUUUCCAUUUCAAAGUGACAAUCCUCAAUAACUGCUCUAGGCAGACAUGUUUUAGUGACAAUUUUAGACCUAAUGAUUUGAAAAUAUAUGCACAAGAGUCACUAUAAAACACCUUGUUUAUAUACAAUUGUACAUAAGAUUUUUUUGUGCAAUAAAGUUUGUUUUGGCAGAA